AUGCCGCCCGCAGGCUUGGUCACCCUCCGGGAGCUGGCCGACCUGGCCAUCGGCACUCCGGAGGUGGGUGCCGUCAACUUCAAUGCUCUCCACACGCUCCUCGUGGCCCUGCUCAAGAACCUCAACAUGCAGGACACCCGGGUGGACUACCAGCCCCUGUCUGAGCGGAGGCUCUCAGCGAUCGCGCGGGUCUCGCUCAGCACCCCGCGGGGCUCGAUCAGCACCCCGCAGGUCGCUGUGUCCAAGGAGAGGCGGAGGAGCAGCGUGACCAGGGUUCCGUCCGUGGUGCUGGAGAGCCAGGUGAAGGGCCUGGGCGGGCAGGUCCAGAACCUGGACGGGCAGGUCCAGGACCUCGACCGGCAGUUAAGGACCAUGGACAGCCAGAUGCAGGGCGUGCUGUCCCACAUCCAGUACUUCACCUCUCUGGUCGGUGGGAUGGACUCGGAGACCUCGGAGUGGCUAGAAGAGCAGGCGAAAGCCUUUGGCUUGGCCGAGGGGUUGGGUGCUGAGAGGACCCAGCUCAUCAUCGAGCCGGGCGCGUCCACCACCGAGAGGGGCGCGCCCAUGACCGAGAGGGGCGAGCUCAUAGCCGAGAGGGGCGAGCUCAUAGCCGAGAGGGGCGCGUCCAUUGCCGAGAGAGGCGCGCUCAUGACCGAGAAGGGCGCGUCCAUCGCCGAGAGGGGCGCGCCCAUGAGGGGCGCGCCCAUGACCGAGAGAGGCGCGUCCAUGACCGAGAAGGGCGCGCCCACCAUGGAGAAGGGCGCGCUCCCGAAGACCAAGCUUGUGCCGGGGAUGGGCAAGGCGGUGCCAGGGAUGGGCAAGGCGAAGCCCGAGACAACAAAGCCUCUGCCGGGGUUGGUCUCGCCUGCACCGAGGGUGGCCCCGCCCACUCCGGGGAUGCCCACGACCGUGCCUGGGAUGGCCAAGCAGAUGCCCGAGAAGACGCGAGCGUUAAUGAAAAUGUGGAAGGAAGGUCCCCAGGUCAUGGAGAUGCUCCAGCAGGUCAUGGAAGACGUGAAAAUCUUGAAGGAAGAACAUGCAAGGGCGCAGGAGGUGCCGGAGUUCAACCCGCUGGAAUUCCUGCACCGGGUUGAGGAAGUAGAAAAGAGAGUCAAAGACUGGGAGGAAAUUCUGGAACCCCUCUGUCGGAAGAUGACUACGAAGCCUCCUGGAGAAUUCACCAUGGUCACCUGGGAGGAGCUGGAGCAGGCGAUUACUGAUGGCUGGAAGGCCUCACAGGGCCUAGAGUCCAUGCCAGCAAUUCUUAAGCAGAAAGGGAAACCUCCUGCAUCACCGCAUGACGUGAGUCCAAGUGCAACCUCCACCGUGUAUCCAGGUGCCGACCAGGCCCUGGAUGCCGCUGGUGGUUUUGGCCCAGAUCAGACCUUGCCGGGACCCGGCGGAUCAAGACACCCCUCCGAAGGGGAACAAAAACUGCCCUCUGCUCCUGGGUUUCCUGAGAGAGAACCACACCACCCAAGGGGCCAUGAUGAAGCCGGGCUGGCAAAACCCCAUCACCUCCCUGCGCCCCAAUUCAGAACUGAAGCUGAUCAGCACAGGCCUGGAGAGCGGCCCAGCACAGCAGGUCUGAGAAGAGAUGAACGGGACGCACACCCUGGCCCAGUUCGACAGGACUUGCCCACAGACCGGCAUCAUCUCACCCACCCGGAUGCUCCCGGGGGGAUGACCCCCAGCCCGGGUCAAGUCAUGGACGCCAGGCCAGACCAACUGGCGCCAGGGCCACCUGGCCUGGAUCAGCUUGAGUUUCAACCUCCUAGCGCUUACCCAGAUGGCCUCCCCUUCCGGCGGGGUCUGAUGCCACCUGGGAUGGAGGAACAGGGACUGGUACUACCUGGCAUGGGUCAGCAGGAUGUGAUGCCACUGUGGGUACCUGCCAGAGAUCAGCAAGGAUUGGGACUCCCUAGUCCCGCACAGCCUGGUAUGGUUCCACCUGGCGCACAACAGUACGGUGUGAGAUUUCCUGGCCCGGACCAACGUGCCAUGGAGCGGCCUGCCAUGGACGGGAGUGGUGUGGGACCCAUUGGCACAGAUGAGCAUGGAUUUCCAAUAUUUGGCAUGGAUCAACAAGGAUUGGUUCCACCUUUUAGAGAUCAGCAAGGUUUUGUACAGCCCGGUUUGGAAACGCCUGGCUUCAUACAACCUGGCACACCGCAGUACAAUGUGCUCCAACCUGGUGCAGCUCAGCCUGGCUUGGUCUCACCUGGAAUGGACCAGCCUGGUUUAGUCCCACCUGGUGCAGGUCAGCCUGGUUUAGUCCCACCUGGUGCAGGUCAGCCUGGUUUGGUCCCACCUGGAGUUGAUCAACGUGGUUUGGUACAGGCUGGUAAAUAUCCACCUGGUUUUGUACAGCCGGGUGCAUAUCCACAUAGUUUGGCUCAACCUGGCGUCUAUCCACAUGGUUUGGUCCAGCCUGGUACAUAUCCACAUGGUUUCAUGCAGCCUGGUGUGGCAGGUCAUCCUGGUUUGGUCCCACCUGGUGCAGGUCAACCUGGUUUAGUCCAACCUGGUGCAGGUCAGCCUGGUUUGGUCCAACCUGGAAUGGAUCAGCGUGGUUCAGUCCAACCUGGUGCAGGUCAGCCUGGUUUGGUCCAACCUGGAGUUGAUCAGCGUGAUUUGGUACAGCCGGGUGCAUAUCCACCUGGUUUUGUACAGCCGGGUGCAUAUCCACCUGGUUUCAUGCAGCCUGAUAUCGAUCAGCAGGGUUUAGUGGAACCUGGACUAGAUCAGCAUGGUUUGAGGCAGCCUGGUGCUGAUCACCAAGGCUUGGUACCAUCAGGCGCAGAGCCUCAUGGCUCUCCACGCCGAUAUCAGCAUGGCCUGGCACCUCCUGGCAGAGAUCAACAUGGUCAGGGGUCACCACGCCUAUCCAGGCAAGGUUGGAUGUCGCCUCGUAUGGACCAAGAGGGUUUGGUACCAACAGACACUUAUCAGCGAGGCAUAGACCAGGGUGGUGCACGCCCAGAGCAGCCUGACCUAGAUCAGCGUGACCGUGCAUCCUCUGUCCUAGACCCACAUGGCCUCAUGUAUCCUGGCCCUUACAGCCCAAGGUACUCGGGUGUCGAUCCACAUGUCCAAGCACAUUUGGAUCCACAACAACGUAGCGGGUAUACUCAGCCUCCCCCAACUCCAAAUGUCCCCUGGGCUCAGAGUGUGGACUCCCUUAGCGAAUCCAGGCAAGUCUCACAAGAACCGAGCACUAUUGAGCCUAAGAAACACGAUUCCCUGGAGAAAGUGGCUCCUAGCUUCCCCAUUGCGGUGGAGACGUUCCGCCUGAUGGGAGAGCUCAUCGGCCUCUACACGGAGCUCAAGGAGAACCUGAAGACCCUGGAUGUGCAGAAAGCUGGCGAGACCGACCUGGAGAAGAUCCAGUACCUGCUCGCGAUGAUGGUCCAAAAGACCAUCCCACCAGACCUGCAGGAGCAGCUGAAGUCCAUCAAGACCCUGACCAAAGAGGUUCGGCAGGAAAAAGCAAAAGUGAGUGAGGGAGGGCCUGUUGCCGGCGCCCCCCUGCCGUUUGCCCGUGGAUGGCCCGCAGUCCUGUCAUCGCUACCAGCCUAUCAGGCGGGGAAUGCGGCUCAGACGUUGCCGCGGUCACUCCCUGGGGGAAAACCUGGAGCCCGUUCUCUCACGCGGCCAUUGCCAGUGAAGGCCAGGCCAGCCCGCGGGCGCAGCGCUGGGACCCAGUGUGUGGGACUGUCGGGGGCCAGUGGUCAUGGCGAGGGCUACCGGGCCUUCAACAUAUGCAAUAUCUGUGCAAAAUUAUCCCAUACCUGGGAUGGGCUGGAGGGCGGAGGGCUGCCAGAAGUGGGGAAGGAGGUGGCAGCUGGUCCACUGAGCUUCCAGCUGGGUCUCCUCAGAGUCAGCGUGAACGACAUCGAGAAGGAGCUGUCCGACCUGAGGGAGAGCCAGGAGCAGGGCAAGGUCAACAUGGAGCACUCGGUCUCUGAGGCCUCCCUUUACCUGCAGAACCAGUUGGACAAGCUCAGGACGAUCAUCGAGAACAUGCUGGCCUCGUCGUCCACGCUGCUGACCAUGAGCAUGACCCCGCGGAAGGCCCCAAUCACCUUGAUCCCUGGCCAGAUUGACCCCAAGGCCACCUGCCCGGCCUGCAGCCUGGACCUGAGCCACCAGGUCAGCACGCUGGUGCAGCGCUACGAGCAGCUCCAGCAUGUGGUCACCAGCCUAGCGGCCUCGCGGCCGUCCAAGAAAGCCAAGCUCCAGCGACAGGACGAGGAGCUGCUGGGCCACGUGCAGAGCGCCAUCCUGCAGGUGCAGGGCGACUGCGAGAAGCUCAACCUCAUCACCGGCAACCUCAUCGAGGACCAUCGGCAGAAGCAGAAGGACAUCGACGUGUUGUACCAGGGUCUGGAGAAGCUGGAGAAGGAAAAGGUCAACAGGGGGCACCUGGAGAUGGAGAUUGACGUGAAGGCCGACAAGAGUGCCCUGGAGGCCAAAGUGAGCCGCAUGCAGUUUGAUGCCACCACGGAGCAGCUGAACCACAUGAUGCAGGAGCUGGUGGCCAAGAUGAGCGGGCAGGAGCGGGACUGGCAGAAGAUGCUGGACCGGCUCCUGACCGAGAUGGACAGCAAGGUGAGGGCAGCGAGGCUCCAGGGCCCCUGGACUAGGGCAAGGCCACCGCUCCGCUCCCCACCCUCACGGGUCCCAUCCCACAGGCAGCUCCUGGCACAUUUCCACUGCCUGUCCUGCGACCGUCCCCUGGAGACAGCCGUGACUGGACAGGUCCUCCCCACCACGCCCGUGGGGCCCAGCCUGCCCGGGCACCGCUCCACCCGCCCCUACACCGUCUUUGAGCUGGAGCAGGUCCGGCAGCAGAGCCGCAACCUCAAGCUGGGCAACCUCGCCUUCCCGCGGGCUGACCUGGCGUCGAUGGAGCGGAGCGUGGGGCGUCUGCGCACCAUGCACUCCAAGAUGCUGAUGGACAUCGAGAAGGUGCAGUUCCACUACGGGGGCUCGGUCAAGGCCAGCAGCCAGAUGAUCCACGAGCUGCUGCAGGCCCAGUGCCUGGGCGGCCCCUGCUGCAAGCGGGUGUCGGAGAUGACGGACUACAGCUUCGCCACGUGCCCCCGCUCACCUCCCCAGCACCACGAAGUGGACAUCCUGGGCCUGGAUGGACAUAUUUACAAGGGACGGAUGGACAUGAAGCUGCCAGGCAUCCCGAACAAAGACAGUGAGUGUCCAGGUGGCCCAGCUGCCUGUAGGCUCCGCCUCAGCCCCCAGGAUGGCGCCGCUCCUGGAAGGCCAGGCACUUGAGGCCUGGCCCCUGGCAGCCUCCUCUACCUCCGUCUCCAAACACUCCGUCCCCCAAAGCCCCGGCCACUGUGUGCAGGAGCAGACGGCCGCCCAGCCUCAGCUCUGAGCCGGCACG
This is a messenger RNA of Myotis brandtii (Brandt's bat), 5407 nucleotides long. RefSeq names its product glutamine rich 2 (gene QRICH2). NCBI's taxonomy places the organism in Eukaryota, Metazoa, Chordata, Mammalia, Chiroptera, Vespertilionidae. Bases 1 to 5292 code for a protein of 1763 amino acids. The record is from RefSeq and is a predicted model, not a curated record. The transcript is spliced from 18 exons.